Messenger RNA from Pteropus alecto (black flying fox), 6077 nucleotides. It is a transcript of the gene TBC1D4, whose product is annotated as TBC1 domain family member 4. Lineage: Eukaryota; Metazoa; Chordata; Mammalia; Chiroptera; Pteropodidae. The record is from RefSeq and is a predicted model, not a curated record. The transcript is spliced from 19 exons. Bases 207 to 3920 code for a protein of 1237 amino acids.
GGUGCCCGCCGCCGGAGCCUUCACGCUGCGCCCGGGAAAGUGCUGCAUGGGGCAGGGCCGCUGAAGCGCGGAGUUGGGGAUCGCGCCGAGGCGGGAGCGGGGGCCCGGAGUGGCAGUUGGCACAGUUUCGGCCGCACCUUCAGCGCGGGAGUUGGGGGCGCGGCGCACCUCUCCUGCAGUCUCGGUGCCGCCGUGAGGCUCGAGUUAUGGAGCCCCCCAGCUGCAUUCAGGAGGAGCCGUUCGCGCACCCCUUGGAGCCCGAGCCGGGCGCCCCUGCGCAGCCGGGCCCCGGGAAGCCUGGCGACAAGAGGUUCCGGCUGUGGUACGUGGGGGGGUCGUGCCUGGACCGAAGGACCACGCUGCCUAUGCUUCCCUGGCUCAUGGCCGAGAUCCGCCGGCGCAGCCAGAAGCCGGAGGCGGGCGGCUGCGGGGCGCCGGCGGCCCGCGAGGUGCUCCUAGUUCUCAGUGCGCCCUUUCUACGCUGCGUCCCCGCCCCGGGCGCUGGGGCGGCGGUGGGCUCGGGCCCUGCGGCCGCGCAGCCCAACCCGGCCGUGUUCAUCUUCGAGCAUAAGGCACAACACAUCUCGCGCUUCAUCCACAACAGCCAGGACCUCACCUACUUUGCCUACCUGAUCAAGGCGCAGCCCGACGACCCCGAGUCGCAGAUGGCCUGCCACGUUUUCCGCGCCAUAGACCCGAAUCAGGUUCCUGAUGUUAUCAGCAGCAUUAGGCAGUUGUCUAAAGCUGCCAUGAAAGAGGAUGCCAAACCCAGCAAAGACAACGAGGACGCUUUUUACAACUCUCAGAAGUUCGAAGUCCUGUACUGCGGAAAGGUGACCGUGACGCACAAGAAGGCCCCAUCCAGCCUCAUUGACGACUGCAUCGAAAAGUUCAGCCUGCACGAGCAGCAGCGCCUGAGGAUCCAGGGCGAGCAGCGCGGCCCCGACGCCCGCAAUGACCCGGUGGCCUUCGAGGUCGAGGGGCCGAGUUCACUCACAGACAUUCUCCUGGAGGAAGGGGAUGUUGUCAACUACACCCUCCCUGCCUUACCAGCCACGGCCAGCCAGCCCGGGCUGUCCAGCUCUCGAAUUUGUUUCCCCGAGAUGAUUUUGGAAGAUUCUGGCUUUGAUGAACAGCAAGAAUUCCGGUCUCGGUGCAGCAGCGUCACUGGAGUCCUGCAAAAGAAAGUUCACGAGAACAGCCAAAAACCACAGCCACGACGGAGACACGCCAGCGCGCCCAGUCACGUGCAGCCCUCGGAUUCGGAGAAGAACAGAACCAUGCUGUUCCAGGUUGGGCGGUUUGAGAUUAACCUUAUCAGUCCAGACACUAAAUCAGUUGUACUUGAAAAGAAUUUUAAAGAGAUCUCUUCUUGUUCACAGGGUAUAAAGCAUGUGGAUCACUUUGGCUUUAUCUGUCGGGAGUCACCAGAGCCUGGGCUGAGCCAGUAUAUCUGUUACGUGUUUCAGUGUGCCAGUGAAUCUCUGGUGGAUGAGGUAAUGCUGACUCUGAAACAGGCGUUCAGCACAGCGGCUGCCCUGCAGAGUGCCAAGACCCAGAUUAAGCUGUGUGAGGCCUGCCCUAUGCACUCUCUGCAUAAGCUCUGUGAAAGGAUUGAAGGUCUCUACCCACCAAGAGCCAAGCUGGUAAUUCAGAGACAUCUCUCAUCACUAUCAGACAAUGAGCAAGCUGACAUCUUUGAGCGAGUUCAGAAAAUGAAGCCAGUCAAUGACCAGGAGGAAAAUGAACUUGUGAUUUUACAUCUGCGGCAGCUCUGUGAAGCCAAGCAGAGGACACACGUUCAUAUCGGGGAAGGCCCGUCGACUAUUUUGAAUAGUACAAUACCAGAAAAUACAGCAAGCAGUGGAAGGUUCAAACUUGACAUUCUGAAAAAUAAAGCUAAGAGAUCCUUUACUAGUUCAUUGGAAAAUAUCUUCUCAAGGGGAGCAAACAGAAUGAGAGGCCGGCUGGGAAGUAUGGACAGCUUUGAACGGUCCAACAGUCUUGCUUCAGAGAAGGACUACUCACCAGGAGACUCUCCACCAGGGACACCACCAGCCUCCCCACUGUCCUCAGCUUGGCAGACGUUCCCUGAAGAGGAUUCCGACUCCCCACAGUUUCGAAGACGGGCACACACGUUCAGCCACCCACCUUCAAGCACGAGGAGAAAGCUGAAUUUACAGGAUGGGAGGGCUCACAGUGUUCACUCCCCUCUCCUGAGGCAGAGCUCCAGCGAACAGUGCAGUGAUGGAGAGGGGAGGAAAAGGACCUCUUCUACCUGCAGCAACGAAUCCCUAAACAUCGGAGGAACCCCUGUCACCCCUCGCCGAAUCUCCUGGCGACAGCGCAUCUUUCUCAGGGUUGCUUCUCCCAUGAACAAAUCUCCCUCGGCAAUGCAGCAACAGGAUGGACUGGACAGGAAUGAGCUGCUGCCACUGUCACCUCUUACUCCAACCAUGGAGGAAGAACCGCUGGUUAUAUUCAUGUCUGGUGGUGAUGACCCAGAAAAAGUUCGAGAAAGAAAAAAAUCUGAAGAACUGAGGGCCUUGUGGAGAAAAGCUAUACAUCAGCAAAUUUUGUUGCUUCGAAUGGAAAAAGAAAACCAGAAACUUGAAGCAAGCAGAGAUGAACUCCAGUCCAGAAAAGUUAAGUUGGACUAUGAAGAAGUUGGUGUAUGUCAGAAGGAAGUUUUGAUAACCUGGGAUAAGAAGUUGUUAAACUACAGAGCUAAAAUCAGAUGUGAUAUGGAAGAUAUUCAUACUUCUCUUAAAGAAGGUGUUCCCAAAAGUCGGAGAGGAGAAAUUUGGCAGUUCCUAGCUUUACAGUAUCGCCUGAGGCAUAGAUUGCCUAAUAAACAACAACCUCCUGCGACGUCCUAUAAAGAACUUUUAAAGCAGCUUACUGCCCAGCAGCAUGCUAUUCUUGUGGAUUUAGGAAGGACAUUUCCUACUCACCCGUAUUUUUCAGCACAGCUUGGGGCAGGCCAGCUGUCACUCUUUAACCUCUUGAAAGCCUACUCAUUGCUGGACAAAGAAGUGGGUUACUGUCAGGGGAUCAGCUUUGUGGCUGGAGUCCUGCUUCUGCACAUGAGCGAAGAGCAAGCCUUUGAAAUGCUGAAAUUCCUCAUGUACGACCUGGGCUUCCGCAAGCAGUACCGACCCGACAUGAUGUCGCUGCAGAUUCAGAUGUACCAGCUGUCUAGACUCCUUCAUGACUAUCACAGAGAUCUCUACAAUCAUCUUGAAGAAAAUGAAAUCAGCCCCAGUCUUUAUGCUGCCCCCUGGUUCCUCACAUUGUUUGCCUCUCAAUUUCCAUUAGGAUUUGUAGCCAGAGUUUUUGAUAUAAUUUUUCUUCAGGGAACCGAAGUUAUAUUUAAGGUUGCACUUAGCCUACUGAGCAGCCAAGAGACACUUAUAAUGGAAUGUGAAAACUUUGAAAGUAUUGUUGAAUUUCUUAAAAGCUCUCUACCUGAUAUGAAUACAACUGAAAUGGAAAAAAUUAUCACUCAGGUUUUUGAGAUGGAUAUUUCUAAACAGUUACACGCUUAUGAGGUGGAAUAUCACGUCCUGCAGGAUGAGCUUCACGAAUCUUCGUAUGCCUUUGAGGACAGCGAACCUGUGGAGAAGCUGGAGAGGGCCAAUAACCAACUCAAAAGACAGAACAUGGACCUCCUAGAAAAACUGCAGAUAGCUCAUGCUAAAAUCCAGACCUUGGAAUCCAAUCUGGAAAAUCUUUUGACCAGAGAGACCAAAAUGAAGUCUUUAAUCCGGACCCUGGAACAGGAGAAAAUGGCUUAUCAAAAGACAGUGGAGCAGAUCCGGAAGCUACUGCCCGCCGAUGCUCUUGCCAAUUGUGAAUCACUGCUCAGAGACCUGAACAGCAACCCUAACAACAAAGCCAAGACAGGAAACAAGCCAUAACUGUAGCGUCUGCUGAGACCAUGCUCUGAAAAUGAUUCAGGAAGGAAGAGUCUGCAUGCCGCUGGCCCCCAGUGCUGGACACUGGCACCAUGGAACUGCCUGUCUGGUGCCGAGCCCUCGUCCAAGCCAGUGGGCCUCGCUCUCAUUAGAGUUUGCCAAUCUUAAGCCAUUGUAGGCUGGUUUUUGUUGGUGGUGGUCACUAUGUACAUAUAUACAUAAAUGGACACAAACAGUUCAUGCUUUCAGAUUACAAGGGGUAGAUGUAUAUUUAGAGCAGUUUUUUAAAUCAAAACUUCAUUAAAUCCACACCAAAGGGAAGUGAAAGUGAAAUUCCCCUUGGACACCUGUGAAAUCAUUUUUUUCUUUGACGCCUGUGAAAUCAUUUUUUUCUUUGUAGUGAAACAAAGCUAGCACAUCUUUGUAUAUUGAAAUACACUUGAAAAAAAUGAAUGUAUUUUUUUCUCCAAAGAAUAGGAUGUUUCACUUGAUGGUGGAGAGGUGGAAAUAUUUGUGUAAAUUUAUGUGUAUCUGUCUUAAAAUGUACUGAUAUUGUAUAUAACAGGAAAAUGACUGAUUGCCAGUCAGGCUCCUAUGAUUUUUUUUCAGGAUAAUGGGAGCCUUCCUCCGCUGCCUGCUUUGUGCCAACUAGCAUGAUGUGUCUACAUGCACUUUGAGUCUGGUUAGGCAUUACUUUCGACAUGCCUAAGAAAAAAGCAAGACGUUGUGGCUGAGUCUACCCACCCAGUCCAAGGUGAAACAGUACAUUGCUAAUUUUCUAGGUAAUUAGACCUGCAUUAUAACUCAAACUAAAUAUAUCAGGUCUCAAAACUUUAAUUUAGCACCUAAAAUGUCUAGAUCGGCUUUCCCCCAUUUUAUUUAAAUUACUCCUACAGUACUUAACAGACUCCCCUUUACUUGGUACCACAGUUGAUGACAAGAAUUUGCCAUUUUCUCACCAAUAUGUGGGAGCUCUUACUUUAGUUCUCUUUAUGUUCAAUGAAAGAUAAAGAAGUAUAAUUAUAAUUGGUUUUCUAAAGAUGAUAUAAUGUGUUCAGAUUCUUUUUUUUUUUUUUUGGCCAGUUGUUAGAAUCUGAUAUGCUCAUGAUAAUCUUCCCCUUACAUGUGAAAAUUUAUGAGAACUGUGAAAUGUUUAAAACAAUCUGUUGAAAUCAAUUAGAAGGGAGGGGGAAAGUGGCGCCAAGCCCUUCGAAAACCUACAAUUCUGCAUUUUGACUCCCAACUCUCUCAGCCACAGACAACUUAUUAGAAGACAUUCUCGCAUACUGCAUGUGUGGAAGGAAAGUAAUUUUCAAAGUACACAUUCGAUUCUCCAUUUCCGAGAUGAUUCUAUGAUAGUGCCUCUGAAAGUUGGUGCAGCAUUUUUGCCUUUCCGUACAAUGUUUAUCAUUACUGCUUUUUGCAGUACUUAUGUCAUCACAGAUGGAUCAUCUGGGAUACUCUUCUUCAAAGGGAGUUUGUUAUACACAAGCUACAGCGUAUUAUAGAGUAGAAGAGUACAGCUCUAAAGGCUUCGGAGAGUUGUAGUGAGCAGAUGAUGAGCACCUGAAACCCUCCUGCACAGCCAUACUCAGUGUAAAUGUAAUCACUCUUGUUAUAAAUCAGCAUGCCCUCUAAUCCAGGCAGUUUCUUAAAAGAAAAUAAAGUCUUAUUAGUAAAAUUAGUGUAAUUUCUAGGUUGUAGAAAAUGCUGAUUUUAAGUACCCCAUUCACUUGGGGCCGCCGACUGAUUCACUGCUUGGAUUUCCCUUCAAUUUUUCUAUUCGUAGGAGAAGUUUUUCCUAUGAGGGAUAUGAUGAAUAUCACCUGGUGUUUGUUUUCAUCAGGUGAUGGAAACUACAUGAUGUGUGUGAUACACAGGUGGUAGCCAAGGAAUCUUCAAGUUGGGAAAAUAAACUUUUCCUUUCAGUUAUUCAGUUUAAAGUAAAUUUUAUUCUGGAUCUUCAAAGUCAACAUUAUGAGUUGUAUUAUGGUGUUCAGAGAUUGAGGUGUCUUGGAUACAGUAUUUCUUUUGAGAAUGAAUUUCCUUUUUCUUUUGUGAUUUUUUAAAUGUUGUAUCAGUUAUGCUUCCUGCAUUGUUACAUCUUCAUCCAAUAUAUGUAAUGUCUAGUUCAUUUCCAAUAAAUACAUUGCUACAGUC